This is a messenger RNA of Nothoprocta perdicaria, 2641 nucleotides long. It is a transcript of the gene PHACTR2, whose product is annotated as phosphatase and actin regulator 2. The record is from RefSeq and is a predicted model, not a curated record. The transcript is spliced from 13 exons. The coding region runs from base 64 to 1962 and encodes 632 amino acids. NCBI's taxonomy places the organism in Eukaryota, Metazoa, Chordata, Aves, Tinamiformes, Tinamidae. Gene Ontology annotation, molecular function: actin binding. Gene Ontology annotation, biological process: actin cytoskeleton organization.
GCCACGGAGGCGGCACCGGCUGCUUUUCUGGGGAACUCUGCUCUGGAAAACUGAGCGGGGAAAAUGGAUAAUGCUGUUGAUGGAUUGGAUAAGGCUUCGAUUGCCAACUCRGAUGGGCCGGCCCCAGGAUCCCAAACUCCUCCCUUCAAGAGAAAGGGCAAACUCUCGACCAUUGGCAAAAUCUUUAAGCCUUGGAAAUGGCGGAAGAAGAAGACAAGUGACAAAUUCAGAGAAACAUCAGCAGUGUUGGAAAGGAAGAUUUCAACAAGACAAAGCAGAGAGGAGCUGAUAAGAAGGGGAGUUCUGAAGGAAAUGCCUGAGCAAGAUGGUGAUGUAACAGUAAACUUUGAAACCUCAAAUGGACACACCAUAGCUAUCAGUGAAGAAACCAUCUCAGAAGAAAACAUUGUAAAAGCCAGUGGAGAUAAUGGUACUUUAGCAGAGAAAGAAUCUGCAUUGGAAGGAAGAAAAGAAGAUCAAAAAGAGAGCACUACUGAUCCCUGCCCAGAAAUCCCGGCAUCUCAUGCUCCACCACUACCCAGGCCUAAGCCUAAAACUAAAAAAGCUCUGCUACCACCAAAAAAUGCUAUUGCUGCUUCCACCACCACCAGCCAUAAGAGUAACGAUGCACCUCAUGCUAAAAAAAAGGGAAAGGCUCCUGCUAAGCAGCCUCCUCUCCCACCUCCCAAGCCAACAAGCCACAGUGCAAAUCGAGAAGCUGCUAGUUCCUCACAUGCAAAAAAACCAACAGUCUCCAAGUCCGCUGUAUCACCAUCUCCUUCGUCCACAUCAUCUCAUCCCAAAGUCUCUAAGGAGACAUCCAGCAAAUCAGGCACAUCAGGGACUCCCAGAGGCAAGAAAAAACCUGGGAAACAGUCAGCCCCACGAACAGCACCAGAUGGGGCUGCUGCUUCUCCCUCAGGUGCCACAGCCAACAGGUCGGAAUUGAAGGCGGAAAAAUCUGAGCCUGAGCAACCUUCCAUAGUGAUUUCUGAAACUGAGGACACAGACCAGCAGAGCAAACUGGUUGUCCCCCCUCCUCCCACUGUUGCCCCUCCACCUCCUCCGCCUCCACCUCCUUUUCCUGCUGGAGUCAAUCAGUCCAGUGUCUCAGGUGCACAAGCCACGUCAGACAGCUGCAGACCAGGGCCAUUUGUUGCUGGAUCAGAUUAUAAACCUCUUCUCCAGACUGAACAUGGCACAGAUGAGAACCUGAGCAGUACAGCCCUACACAAUAGUCCUGAUGCUGCGGGAGAAGACGUGGAAAGAGAAGACGAAGAGGAGCAGGCAUCUGCCCAAACACAUGCUGAACCAGGGGAGGAAGCUUCGGAAGCCGCAGCCUCUCCAGAGAGUGGAAGCAACAGAGACAGCCACAGCAGUGACUCGGACUCCGAUGGGCCUGUACUCUACACAGAUGAUGAUGAUGACGACGAAGAUGAUAACGAAACUGCUGAAAGCUCUUUGGCAAGCAAAAUUCGUCGCAGGGAUACUCUUGCUAUCAAACUUGGCAACAGACCAUCCAAGAAAGAAUUGGAAGACAAAAACAUCUUGCAGCGCACAUCUGAAGAGGAGAGGCAGGAAAUCAGACAUCAGAUUGGAACAAAACUAGUGAGGAGACUUAGCCAGAGGCCUACAACUGAAGAGCUAGAGCAAAGAAAUAUCCUAAAACAGAAGAAUGAAGAAGAAGAACAGGAAGCCAAAAGAGAAAUAAAACGUAAACUCAGUAGAAAGCUCAGUCUGAGRCCUACAGUGGCUGAACUUCAAGCAAGAAGAAUCCUCCGCUUUAACGAAUACGUGGAGGUAACGGAUUCUCCAGACUAUGACCGGCGUGCAGACAAGCCUUGGGCCAGGCUGACGCCCGCAGACAAGGCAGCAAUACGGAAAGAACUGAAUGAAUUCAAAAGCACAGAAAUGGAAGUACAUGAGGAAAGCCGGCAGUUUACCAGGUUUCAUCGUCCGUAAUUUUUGGCUACAUCCCAUAUUUCAUGCAGCAGUUUUCUUUGGGGAAAUCGUUGCGUCCUGAAGACUGCAGAUUGCACUGGAACUUGACUGAGUGUGAGUGUGUGUUGGAGCUUACCCUGAGCUGACGAAGGAUGUGGCCCUCAUCUUAAUCUGUGAACAAAAGAUGUGACCAGGAGGUGGAAUCCUAUGAACUAAGAAGUAUCUCAAUGUUAGGAAAGCCCAUGGUCUCUGGCUAGCCCACAAAGACAAAUCCAUGGUCUCUUCCAUCGGAGCUGGAUGAGACRGGAAGAGCUGAAGACGAUCGCUGGGGAGCCCGAGAGCCUCUUGCCAGGAGCUCCGUGGACCUUAGAGGGUUGUCACUGAGGGUGGCCGAGCAGAGGGACAGUGAAAAGGACCGAGAGAGUGCGGGAUGGGAGACUCCACUUGCCAGUCAGCAGAGAAAAGUGGAACGGAUGGAACUGUUACUGAUAUUCUUGGCCAGUGGGAGGAAUUAUUUAAAAAAAAAUCUGAGCGUAUGAGCAGCUGUGCAUGUGUGUUUUUAGUGGCUGCAGCCUGUCUUUGCAAGAUAGGAAGCCACAAGUCCUCAUAUCAUCAGUACUUUAGUGAUGAACUGUAAUUUUCUCUGGUGCCAGUAAACCCAGUUGCCAGAAAGUCCUAGUAUAACUCAGAUGUCUCUUUU